This is a messenger RNA of Pogonomyrmex barbatus (red harvester ant), 8576 nucleotides long. It is a transcript of the gene enok, whose product is annotated as histone acetyltransferase enoki mushroom. Gene Ontology annotation, molecular function: DNA binding; histone H3 acetyltransferase activity; chromatin binding. Gene Ontology annotation, biological process: regulation of transcription by RNA polymerase II; nucleosome assembly. Gene Ontology annotation, cellular component: nucleus; MOZ/MORF histone acetyltransferase complex; chromatin. The record is from RefSeq and is a predicted model, not a curated record. Lineage: Eukaryota; Metazoa; Arthropoda; Insecta; Hymenoptera; Formicidae.
UUUAGUAUGUAUUUAGAUAUUUAGAUAUUCAUUUUGUGUUUCGUGUUUCUAAUCUGAGGGAGAAAGCGGUGCAUGCAUCGAUUGAUCGAUAUGAUUUCGGAUCAAUGUCAUCAAUGUCAAUUGACGGGAGCGGAUUUGUCUCGCGAAACGAUGUCGUUCGCGAGCAUUCGUCCAGAGAGACGUAAACUGCGCAGAAUUUCUCCCUCGCGCGCGUACUUACAUCGCGGCCCGCUAAUUUACAUACUGUCGGGGAAAAUCAAUACAAUCACCGAGGUAUGUAGAUAUUACACCGAGAAUUUGCCGGUUAGCUCCACAUACGCGGCCGCUGGUCGGUCGGUCGGUCGCUCGCUCGGGUGAUACCGUCCGGGAGUGUAGGAUAUUCAAUUAUGCGAGACGUUGCACGCGUGCGUCGUGCACGGUACGAUAUGCGGCCGAACUGCGGAGUUUCGAGCGAGACGGCGACACAUCGGGCGGGAAGAGGAGAGCGCGAGGGAGAGAAGGACAGAUGCGGGCGCGGAAGAGAGACGGCCUUUAAAAAAAAAAUCAAUAAUCUCAUUACGAAAUUGCAUCGGACAUACCGUGUGCAUUUUGCAUAUAAACACAGUAGAACUAACGCGUGUCACUCGCCGCACAACAGGAUCGUACGAAAUUAACCUGGCGCCUUUCCCUCGCGAUUAGAUAGUUUUAUUUUUCGCUCGUAACAGCGAUGUUGAUAUCGGUUUCUUCUUAGAAUGAUGCUUCGUUAAUUCUGAUAAAUAAAACAGGGUCAGCGCAAUAGCCCGCGGUGAAAACGUGAGGAGGCGGUGAGGGCCCCUUAGCAUCAUCCAAGCCGAGAAACCGAGGGGUCGCAACAGAAUGUAAACGCCCGCCGUUGACCGUGACGUCGCCCAUCGACAGGAGGAGGAGGAGGGGGUGGAGGAAAAGGAGGAAGCACUGGCCGUGACUUCGUCCUCGUCGUCGUCGUCGUCGCCGUCCCCGUCCGCGCCGCUCGCGCCGCCGACGGAGACGCGAUGGACGAGCCCGAGUCGCCCGAGACAUGGUCCGCGUGGUUUUUGGACGCGAUCCGGAAGAUCCGCAGCCAGAAACAACGGCCGAGCGUCGAGCGGAUAUGCCACGCGAUACGUCAGCAUCACAAUUUCCACGAGGAGGAGAUUGCCGAGCACCUGGAGGUGGCAGUAAAGCGCGGCGAUGUGCUCAAGAUCUUCAACAAGGGUCAGUCCUCGUACAAGGACCCGAUCAUACUGCAAUCCAAGAAACUCAGGGUCACCAAAACGACGGACAUCAGCAAGGUCUUGGGCAAGGCUGUGCGCGAACUUGGCGAACGCGAAGGCUCGAGCCUGAAGAGCAUCGAGAAGUAUAUCAGGCAGAGUCACACGGUCGAGGAAGACGCCGAGGGUGAUCUUAGGAUCGCCCUCAAACUCUCCGCCAAGCGAGCGGUCGACCGAGGACUAGUGAUCCAGGAUGGCAAGCUUUUCCGACAAACGGACAUGCCGCCGUACUUCAAGAAGGUCAGCGAUGCCGCUCAUACGCCACCCGUAGAAGCGCCCGCGCCCAAGUUGCCAGCUCCAUUGCCGAUAUGCAGGGAAUGUCUCGGCGCCACGAUGGCCGGAAACAACAACAACAGCAAACGUAACGCCAACGAGAAGCUAAGCAGGUGCAGCGUCUGUGGCGCAGCUCUGCACAACUCCUGCGCGCCACCGGAGCUCUCGCUGCUCGUCGAUCGAGGAGUAACCUGGUCCUGCGACGACUGUUCGCCGACCUGUGCCGGCUGCCAGCUGGAACGAGAGUCACAGAAUUAUCUCGUCAAGUGCGCCGGCUGCGUAAAGUGUUACCAUCCCGCCUGUCUCGAUCCCGCCCUCGACAAGAAGAACAAGGCGCCGUGGAAGUGUCGACAUUGUCAAACAGCACACACGCCCGUCAGCAAGGAAGAUGGCAAACGGGGCAAGGCGCAGGAUGCGAAUACCGACGAUACGCCGACAAACGCGAGGAAGAGGCUCAGCAAGUUACGCGAGAAUCGAAAAUCGAUGGUAUCCAGAAAAUCCUUCGCGAAUGCGCAAUCCGGCAAGAAGGGCAACACGGGAGUGGCUCAGGUGGACAGCAGCUCGGACGGUAAUGCGGGUGUUGUCUCCCCUCGUCAACCACCUUUGAUUUCCUCUCCUUUACCACAACCCCCCACCCCACUCGCAGGCCAGGGUAGGCUACUCGAGGAAAAGAACGACAGGAUCUCCAAAGAGAAGCAAAAGUUUUUUAGAUUGAGUGCAUUUAACGCUGAGCACAGUAAAUUGAAGCGUGGGGGCGGUGAUAAAUCUAGGCCCUCGCGGAACGUUAAUAUUAGGUCGACCCGGGGCGGUGCUGCGAAUCCGAAAAAGAUCGGAACAUCGCGAGUAUCUAGCAGCAGCAGUAGCAGCAGCAGCAGCGAGGCUGGUAAUAGCAGCGAGAGUUCAGAGGGCAGUGAUAGUAGCGAAGAUGACGAUGAGGAUGACGAGGACGAUGAGGAGGGCAAUAGCUCGAGUGAGAGCAGCGAUUCCUCCUCGUCGGACGAAGUCCCGGAUGGGAGAAUCGAAUCUCCCAAGGCGAAGGCACCAUUCGCUUGUGACCUCAAUGAGGACAAGCCGUGGGGCUUCGCCGCCGCCGCCGCCAAGCUGAACGUAGAAUCGUCUUUCUUCAGCAAUAUCACAAACACUUUCGGCGCGCCUUUACCUAAACUUAACGUGGGCGAUACACCAACCUUCGGUUUGCACAUACAGCAGCCAGCUAUCGCUAAUCCGUCAGAUGGUAAAAAGAAAGAGAAAUCUGAACGCAAUGCCACACAGAUGACGGUCGGUCACGCGAGCGCGGAUAACAAAGUCAAACCGGGAAGCGGCCAAUUGAGAAGUCUCUUCGACGGUUUGAGUCACUUUUUUUCAGCACCCGCGAACAGCAGGGCGAGAUCGGCCGGUGCACCAGCGCCGAAUUAUGCACCAGACCGGAGGAAAAGGCCUAAUACAGAGGAUACUACUAAAACGAACAAAAUUCUAAGAAGCACACAGAGAAACAAAUCAGAUGAAUCACCUAAUACGAGUAAACUCAAGGAUCGAAAAAAGACUGAAGCUAUCACCGAGGUAUCGAGAGUACCGAAACCCGGUAUCUUUGUACCUUCUGACGAGAGUGUAUUAAGCUCGAUUAACGAGAAAUUACCGAGAAUGACACCUUCGAAUCUGGUGAAAACCGCGGUAAACAGUAAAAGACACGAGCACGAGAGGAGAAAAUUGAUGCGAGACGAUGCGCCAUCGCUCGUAAAAUGCGCCGCCGAGCCAUUGUCACCGUCGUCGUCGAAACACGAGCAGCAGCAGCAGCAGCAGCAACAAUCACGAAAGAAGCAAACAGCUUCGGACACGAGUACGCAGAUACGCCACCCUGUAUCCGCCGUUGCGAAAUCCUCAGGCCUCGGUUCCGAUCCCGUCAAGACAAGUCCUAAUCCAAAAUCCAAUCCACGAGCCUGUACUAGCGCCACCACCACCAACACCACCACGACACCCCGCGCGACACCCUGCUCCAUCAGGAAGGAAGAACCAAUUGUGCCACAGACGUUGCCACCAGGAGUCACGCAAAAGGACGUGGAUCUUAUCAAGGAGGCACGUGAGAGAGCUCGCUUGACCGUCAACAGUGCUGAUAACGAACAACCAUUGUGCGUUAGCACACCGAAUGCGUCUGGCAAUGCACCACGAAAUCCUGCCGCGAUAGUAUUCGGUCGGUACGAGGUGGACACGUGGUAUUCCAGUCCGUUUCCUCAAGAAUACGCACGAUUACCGAAGUUAUUCUUCUGCGAAUUUUGUCUUAAAUACACGAAAAGCCGGGCCGUGCUGGAUAGGCAUAUGGACAAGUGUCAGUGGAGGCAUCCACCCGCCACCGAAAUCUACAGGUGCGAUGGAUUGUCUGUAUUUGAGAUCGAUGGUAAUGUAAACAAGAUAUACUGUCAAAAUUUAUGUCUACUGGCGAAGUUAUUUUUGGAUCACAAGACUCUCUAUUAUGACGUAGAACCAUUUCUCUUUUACGCCAUGACUAAGAACGACAAAUACGGCUGUCACUUGGUCGGUUACUUCAGCAAAGAGAAACACUGUCCGGCUCAGAGAUACAACGUGUCUUGCAUUAUGACUCUACCGCAGUAUCAACGACAGGGUUUUGGCAGGUUUCUCAUAGAAUUCAGUUACCUGCUGUCCAAGGUCGAGGGUAUCCCGGGUACACCGGAGAAACCGCUUUCGGAUCUUGGUCGAGUGUCGUAUCAUUCCUUUUGGAAAAGCGUGGUGCUCGAGUACCUGGAUGCGCAUCGGAAUAAAACUGAGAUCAAAUUAGGCGAUAUCACAAAGGACACUGGCGUGUCGGCGCAUGAUAUCGCCACGGCGAUGCAAUUGCUCGGAUUCAUAAGGUCGGUUCAUUUGCCAGGAGAUGCGAACACUGUUAAAGUGGCUGUGGUAGUCGAUUGGAGUAAGGUAGAUGCUCAUAUGACGAAAGUACGAAGGAGUUCUCGCAUCAAACUGGAUCCGGACUGUCUCAGAUGGAUACCGUUGCUUACACAAAUCCCUAAUCCGUAUCAGAAUUCGGAAGAGAGCGGUGACACAGGCUCGGAAAUGUCUCCCAUAGUGGAACCUAAGCCCAUGCCAGCGGUCGUCGAGAAGAUACAAAAAGUGAAAAUAAAGAAGAAGCCUCGAGGUAGGAGGACAAGCCAAAGGAAAUCGACGCCUUUGAAACCGAAGGCUUUGCAGAAGACUGCGGCGUCUCACAAGGACGUGUCCAAAGAAGAAAAAGAUGUUAAAGAUACGAAGGAGGUCAAGUCGGCGAAAGAAUUAAGGGAACCUAAGGAAUCGGUAAGAGAAACCCGUAAUGUUGAAAGCGCGGAGAAUCGAAAAGAUACUCGUGCAGAAACGGAAUCCAAGAGUGCGACAUCUACGCCGAGAAACGCGCGCUCUCUUGGCUCGUCGAGAAAUGCAACUCCGGCGACUCCGCCGAAAUCGGUACAAAUAACAACGAUGUCGAGAAGAAGAAUUAGACCACCUAAAACGCUAUCCGAAUCAAUCAUCACGCCUUUGAGAAAACGAAAACAUUCCGAAAAGAUUGAAGUCGAGGAAGAGAAAUUGGAAGUCGGAAGUAGUAGGAAGAGGACACGAGAAUCUCUGAGGGAAAAGGAAAAGGAGAAAGAGCGAGAAGCCGAACGGGAGCGAGAAAAAGAAAAGGAAAAAGUGAAAGAAAGAGACAGUAAAACGAAAGAGAAAGACUCUUCGAAAGAAAUCUCGAUUGAUACUAGAAAGACACCUCCUAAAUUAGACUCUACGUCGAGUCCGCCUAAACCGGCAAAGAAACAGUGCAAAGUGGAUGAUAUUUUGUUAAAGGUUACUAGCAGACAAACCAAGUACAUGCAGGCAAAGGAGAAAAAGGAAGAGACAGCACAUUAUAAUGGUAAAGAAGAGGUACGAGACGUUAAGAAUUCAUCGCUGUCCAGGCGAGGUAGAGGUAAAACUACAGUGGAGACGGUGAAAAUGCCGCAACUCACGCCAGAAUCCCCCAGCACGAAGAACAGAGCCGAGAGUCCUGUGAUACCGCCUCCGUCGUUAUCUCCACCGCCCGAGUCCGUGAAGAGUUCACCUGUUCAGAAUAAACAACCAUCCGUACCGGAAUCACAGUCCACGAAGCACUCCAGUAAUGGCGACAACAAGAACGAGAGUGCGGAGGACAACAGACUACCUGUUCCUACGGAAACGGAAGUGGUAUCUGCGAGUUCUGGCGAGUACGAAGGCGGUGAUGAGGAUGAAGGGGAAGAGGAAGAAAUAGGCGCGUCAACGCCUAAACUCGUGACGCAAUUGGCUUCGCCUAACACGGAAAGCCUCGUGAAAGAAUCGUGCGAGAACGAGAAUACGGAUAACAAGAUUCAGGAAAAAGACAAUGAUGAGAAUUUGUUGCAGAAGGCGGAAACAGAUCCAUCACCAGCGGUCGGCGACGAUCAGACUGAAACUUUAAACGAAUGUGAUAAGAACUCCGAGAUUGACAAGCGUCCAGUUUGCAGUCCGGAGGCAUCGAAAUCAGUACCUGAACCAGUUGCUUCAUCAAAAGAGGAGGAAAUUGAGAAAUCAGAGAGCAGCGUUGCACCGAAAGAUGGCCGUGAUAGCCCUCUCAAAGAUGAGAUCGUCUGUGAAACUCCGAAGGAUGUCAAGAUUGACUUGUCACGACCAAAAACGGAACCUUCACCUGCAGAGAAGGAUACGUGCGCUCUCACCAACACAGUAGUUACGUCAGAAACCGAGUCGUAUGAAAAAACGCCACAGGAGAAAGCGUUGCCCGCCAUAGAGCAUCAGGACACAACUUUGCAAUUACAGAAUCAAACGGAAGAACUGAAGCAACAUUCGCCUGAGAGUGGCAAGACCACGCCGCAUUUGGAUAAUCCGGGUUCGGUGAAAAGAACGCCGCCGUCGCAACCGGAUCUGCCGUCCAUGGGAGUUUAUACUCCUGACUCGACGACUAACUCCGUGCACUCGUUGCAUUACGGUCAGUGCGACAGUUUGGAUGUGAGUCAGUUGGGCCUGGAGUCACCUACUUCCAUAGCCAGCGAUCUGGCAUCGCAAAACAGUGUGGAGAGGCCGCCUAGCGCUUUACCAUCUAUCCCCCCGCCGGUAAGCGUGCCGAUCUCAGUUUCCAUGCAGAUUGCGACGCCAGUUACCUCGUCGGUGCCAGUUAAUAUGCCACAAGUGGCGUAUGCUGACUGCUCAAUGCCACAGCAUACCCCAUCAGCUCAUCAUCCGGGUAUGCAUCCGAUGCAUCAGCCGCAUACCCCGCAAUCUCUCCAGCAACCGCGUACUCCGCAGUCACAUACUCCGCAAAGUAUUCCGACUCAAAGUCCACAGCCGCUUCCGCAGAGCCACACGCCACAGCCGUUGCCGCAGUCGCAUACGCCACAGAGUAUACCUACGCAGAGCCCGCAACCGUUGCCGCAGAGUCACACGCCACAGCCAAUGCCCCAAUCGCAUACGCCACAGCCAAUGCAACUAUCGCUGGCACAGCAGGCGCAGAAUCAGAGUAUGGCGCACAGUCAACCUCAGCAAACGCAAUCGCAGCAGCAGCAGCAGCAGCAGCAACAACAACAAUCAGCACAUCAACAACAGCCGCAGCCUCAACAACCAUCGCAACAGCAACAGCAGCAGCAACAGCAGCAAACACAAUCUCAAUCACACAGCAAGCGUGCCAGUGGCUCGCAAACUACACAUAGAUCUAGGUCGACGCAACAGAGUAGUAGAUCGCAUCGGGCCACGCCGCCGACGUCCCACACCAGUCAGACUUCUCAGCACAGCGCCGCGACGUCACAGACCAGUCACAGCAGCAGCACCGUGGCGCACACGGCACACGUCGCGGUGCCGCCGCAGUAUCAGCAGUCACCGUCAUCGAUGAGCGUGCCACCGGCAGUGCCGCAUCCACACUCGCAUACUCCGCAUGCCGCUCAUUCGCACAACAUGGCGGUGAUCUCACAGGGCAAUUACAUGGCAGUAGCGGGCUCGCAGGGUUUCCCCACGCAAAACACCUACGUGAUCCAGCAUCGAAGCAGUCGUUCCGGUGCCCCGACGCCCUGCACCACUGCCACGAAUUUCUAUAUACAAACCAGCGCGAUGCCGCAUUCCCAUACCCCAGCGCCAACGCCACUCUCCGCUUCCGGUGGUAGUCAUCAGACUACGAAUUCAUGUAGUCUGGCAAAACUGCAGCAGCUGACCAACGGUUUGGAGAUGAUACCUCCUACGCCACCUCCGGCAAUGAACCUGACACCGCCGCCACCUAUUCCACAUACCAUGACGCCGCCGCAGACCUCGCGACAAUUGUCGACGCCACCCCAGGUUGGCCUGGGCUAUCCAAAAAAUUAUUACAACGUCAACACCAUGCCUCCCGGUACGCCCGGGCCGCCCGGCCGAUCCACUUCACGUUCGUCCGCGAACAAUAUGCCAUCGCUCACGCAGCCGUAUCCCAGUGAGAGUCUCUAUCGGCAGACUUUGGACCCGGGUAGCACCUGCCCGCAGAUGCAGAGCGCCGCGAGCCGCGUCAGCCCAAAUGUUGCCCUCAACACGAAUCUCAUGGCGGCCCAGUACGGCUAUCGGGUAGCACAGCCGGCGACCGGUUACAUGAAUCAGGCGGCGCAGCUUGGGGGCUUCAUGAACCAAGCGAGUCAACUGCCGGUUGGCGUGGUGAACGUACCGGCGCCGUAUCCGCAGGAUCCGCACCAACAGAACCCAGCGGCUGUCUACACCACGUACCACGGCUACAUCAACGGUAGCCUCAUGCAGCCCCUGAACAGCACCAUGAGGCCGCGCUAGCCCUCGUCGCCUAUCUCGAGCGGAUCGAUCUCUCUCGACGUUCGGAUGGACGAACGAACAUUCUCGCGCGACAAGUUAACGCUCUCUUCGAUACGACCAUCGUCGGCAACUCACCUUUGAUCUCCUGCCGCAUGACCGGCGCCGCGGGCACUUGUACUUUCCCGAUCAAUCGCUGCCUCCACCGACUCUGUCCGCCGCGAAUCUAUUUCUCUUUGAGUAUUAUAUUGAUCCACUUGCGACGGUAACUCUCCA